CUCACACUCAGUUAUCGGUACAAAUGGCGUGGUAUUUUUUUAACCAUACAUUUUCUUUUAUUUUAGGUGAUAGUGAUAGAAAUUAUUUGCCAUUAGGUGCAACCAAUAUUCUACCAUAUCCAGUCACAGCAACACCUCCCCGUUCAUCAACUAGAACACAGCGUGUUCGUGCCAUAUUUAAUUAUAAUUCAGCCGCUGAUGAUGAACUUAAUCUUGUAAUUGGCGAUGAAAUUAUAUUAAUUGAAAAACGUCCGGACGGUUGGUGGAGAGGCGAGUUAAGAGGUCGAAAUGGAUUAUUUCCUGGCAAUUUUGUUAAAGAAAUUUGA
Didymodactylos carnosus is the source of this 326-nucleotide messenger RNA. The record is from the annotation of a GenBank genome assembly. Lineage: Eukaryota; Metazoa; Rotifera; Eurotatoria; Philodinida; Philodinidae.